Protopolystoma xenopodis is the source of this 285-nucleotide messenger RNA. NCBI's taxonomy places the organism in Eukaryota, Metazoa, Platyhelminthes, Monogenea, Polystomatidea, Polystomatidae. The record is from the annotation of a GenBank genome assembly.
AUGAGCCAUACGCUUUUUUAUUUCAAUUACUGGCUCAUUUCCCAAACCGUUCAGGAUCCCGGCCCACCCACACACCUGAUAUCUUUUAUUCAGCGUCUCAUUAGCCUACCAAGGCCUCAAUUUAGAUUGCGGCCGAACUAUGCCUCCAAGCACAAGUUUGCUGCUGGCACUGAGGAUACAGAAACUGGGACAACUACCCAGUGGCUAGAUUGCCAGUUUGCAGGUCGGCAACUGCUCCUACAGAUGCAACUUUACUCUCCUGUGAUCCAAUCGUAUGAAACAUAA